GCGCAUGCACAGAACAGAAAAUUUGGACAAGGCAUUAAACAAUCCGCAUGCGCAGAACGGUUGAAUUCACUCAUCGUGUCAAACUCAGGCCUGUAAUAUAAUACGCGAGAGCUGAUCAAUGAAAUAUGAGAAAGCGGUACACGCUUUUGCUUGAUUGACAAAGAAAAGGGAGGAGAUUGAAAGCAUCGUUCUCUCUCAGUAAAUUCAGAUGUGAAAUAGAUACGUUAUAUGGACGGAAAAUCGAUGGUCAGAACGUGUGCAAGAGGAAUCGUUUUUUCGUCCAAGGACCAUACACGAAAAAACGACGUUUUCAUGUUUGCAGUGACAAGCAGUUAAACAGGCGAGAUACACCGAAGUAGUAUUCCAAGAAAAAAUGACGGCUGAGCAGCAGACAGACACUGUUUCUCGCAGAGAAGAAUUUGAUGUGGAAUUUGAAGAAAAUGUUACAGAGAAAGCCCAAUGGUCCAACAAGUUCCAGUGUGUCAUUGCUCUGCUUGGAUAUUCUGUAGGACUUGGCAAUUUGUGGAGAUUUCCCUAUGUAUGUCAACGGAAUGGAGGGGGUGCGUUUCUGAUCCCUCACCUGAUCUUCACGGUUAUAGUUGCUAUACCUCUCUUCUUCUUGGAGGCUGCCCUUGGUCAGUUUUCCCGUAAAGGUCCUAUCGGAGUGUGGGAGCUGUGCCCUCUGAUGAAAGGUAUUGGUUUUGGUAUCCUGAUUAUCAGUUUCAUCGUUGUGCCGUACUACAGUAUGAUGUUUGCCUGGGCCCUCUACUACAUAUACAGCUCCUUCUCCACCGUCCUGCCCUGGACAACAUGUGACAACUCAUGGAACACACACCGAUGUGUGGCUGUUGGUGAUUCAACACGUAUCAUCAAUAAUUCAACAGUUAUAGAUGAAUCAAGAUUCAACAAGACAAAAUAUUUUGUUGAAAGGAACGCUUCUAGUGAGACCAACUUUACCGCUAAAUUAGCUGACGUAUUUGGCCAUACGGCAACAGAGGAAUUCUGGCAGUACAAAGUGCUGGGCAUUUCUUCAGGGAUAGAUGACCUCGGCACUGUCCAGCUCCAUCUCUUCAUCUGCUGGGGUCUCACAUGCCUGCUCCUUUUCCUUAGCAUCGUAAAAGGAAUCAAGUCUCUUGGCAAAGUAGUGUAUGUGACGGCGUUGAUGCCAUACGUACUGUUGACGGUACUGCUGAUCAGGGCGUGCAUGAUGCCGGGUUCUAUGAACGGGAUUAUGUAUUAUGUCACUCCUGAUUUUAGCCGUCUUCACCACUCACAGGUGUGGCUAGAAGCAAUUCUUCAGGUGUUCUUCUCAGUGGGUCCUGGUUGGGGAACUAUUACUGCCAUCUCAAGCCACAACACUCCCCACAACAAUAUUGCCAGAGACGCAAUCCUUGUCACGUUAUUAGGCGAGUUAACAAGUGUUUUUGCUGGGUUUGUGGUGUUUGCAACGGUGGGUUUCUUGGCUCAUGAUCUCGGACAACCUGUAGCUGAGGUUAUUACAUCAGGUCCGGGCAUUGGGUUUAUUGUGUAUCCAGAGGCAGUGUCCCUACUACCGUUCUCCCAGCUGUGGUCCGUGCUAUUCUUCUUGGUAGUUCUGAUGAUGGGGGUCGAUUCAAUGUUCGGAAAUAUUGAAGCAGCUCUUGGGUGUAUAGAAGAUAUUCUGCCAUCACGUUAUCACACCAAACACCUCCAGACCAUUAUGGCUGCUGUUUUGAUGAGCAUUGUGUUCCUUCUUGGUCUCCUUUUCACAACUAGUGCUGGCGUGUACGUGUUCCAGUUAUUAGAUUGGUAUGUGGCUGCCGUUGCUUUGUUUGUAAUCGGUACUCUGGAAUGCAUCAUUGUCGGUUGGUGCUACGGUAUGAAGCGUUUUGCUGUGGACGUCGAGGCUAUGAUUGGGAAACAGCUGCCAAUAGUCUUUAAACUGUUGUGCUUCAUCUUUGUUCCUGUUCUUCUUACGGUGGCCAUGUUUCUAACUGUCGCUUCUUACAAACCACCAUCUUACGGGAGUUAUGAGUACACGCCCGUCGCUGUCACUAUUGGUUGGUGUGUCGCUCUUGCAUCAGUUGUACCUAUUCCAAUAACCAUGGUGAUACAGAUCCUGCAUGAAAAAGGCUCCAUAGGUCAGCGUGUGAAAAGCGCCACAACACCAAACAACAGGUGGGAAGAAUUCAGGCAACGUUAUGGAGUGGAGAGAAAAGCAGAGUUCACUAUCAAAGAAAACAUUCUGUUUCUUUUCAACCGAUGACCAGAAAGCACUUACAGAAAUGUUUUACUGACAACAGUUCACAAUCAAUCAAUCAGUUACUCCCCAUAAAAAACCUAGUCACGAGUGACUUAGUGCACUUA
This is a messenger RNA of Haliotis rufescens (red abalone), 2346 nucleotides long. Its product is annotated as sodium- and chloride-dependent betaine transporter-like. The transcript is spliced from 13 exons. Gene Ontology annotation, cellular component: membrane. Bases 374 to 2245 code for a protein of 623 amino acids. Gene Ontology annotation, biological process: sodium ion transmembrane transport. The record is from RefSeq and is a predicted model, not a curated record. NCBI's taxonomy places the organism in Eukaryota, Metazoa, Mollusca, Gastropoda, Lepetellida, Haliotidae.